This is a messenger RNA of Morus notabilis, 1663 nucleotides long. Its product is annotated as mannan endo-1,4-beta-mannosidase 6. The transcript is spliced from 6 exons. The record is from RefSeq and is a predicted model, not a curated record. The coding region runs from base 50 to 1456 and encodes 468 amino acids. Gene Ontology annotation, molecular function: hydrolase activity, hydrolyzing O-glycosyl compounds. Lineage: Eukaryota; Viridiplantae; Streptophyta; Magnoliopsida; Rosales; Moraceae.
UUCACCGGGAGAAAUAUGCAUAUAUGAAUUGCAUAACUAGUUCAAUAAUAUGGAUGCCCACAAAAGCAAACAUUGGUUAUACAAACUUUUUGUGGUGGCAAUUUCUUUGGUUUUGAUUAAUUAUCAGUUAAGUGGCUUUGUAUAUGCAGGAACUGGAGCUGAGCUGUUGGGAAAAAUGGAAGAUCUUCCAUCAUAUUCUGGCACAAGUGAUGGGAUUGAUGAAUUUGGUGAAAUAAGGGAAGUUGAAUCAUGGGAAAUGGUGCAGAAGAAAGGGAACCAAUUUGUCCUCAAUGAUCAACCUUUCUAUGUAAAUGGUUUCAACACUUACUGGUUGAUGGUAUUUGCCGCGGAUAAUUCCACAAGAGGGAAAGUCUCUGAGCUGUUUAAAGAGGCAUCUUCUGCAGGCCUAACCGUUUGCAGGACAUGGGGGUUCAACGACGGCCAGUGGCGAGCUCUUCAAAAAUCCCCAUCAGUUUAUGAUGAAGAUGUUUUCAAGGCUCUAGAUUUUGUGGUAAGUGAAGCAAGGAAAUACAAGAUCAGGCUCAUACUUUCACUAGUUAACAACUGGGAUGCAUAUGGAGGUAAACCACAAUAUGUUAAAUGGGGAAAAGCCGCUGGCCUGAAUUUGACAUCGGACGAUGAAUUCUUUUCCCACCCGACUCUCAGAAGUUACUACAGGGCCCAUGUUAAGGCAAUGCUAAAUAGGGUGAAUACACUUACAAAUGUAACUUACAAGGAUGACCCCACGAUUUUCGCUUGGGAACUGAUGAAUGAGCCUCGAUGCACCUCAGAUCCCUCCGGCAAUGUGCUUCAGGCCUGGAUAGAAGAAAUUGCAGUGUAUGUGAAGAGUAUUGAUCCAAAGCACUUGGUGGAGAUUGGAUUAGAAGGAUUUUAUGGUCCCUCAACACCUAAUAAAGUUCAAUUCAAUCCAAACACAUAUGCUCAACAAGUUGGCACUGAUUUUAUAAGAAACCACCAGGUUCUUGGAGUUGAUUUUGCUUCGGUUCACAUCUAUGCAGACUCUUGGAUUUCUCAAUCAAUCUCUGAUGUCCAUCUCCAAUUCACCAAAUCAUGGACGGAAGCUCACAUAGAGGAUGCUGAGAAAUAUCUUGGAAUGCCGGUUGUGUUUUCCGAAUUCGGAGUAUCUACAAAAGACCCCGGUUACAACUCAACGUUCCGCGACACCCUUAUCACGACGGUGUAUAACGUUAUUUUGAACUCUACAAGUAAAGGAGGGGCUGGGGGCGGAAGCCUUUUGUGGCAACUCUUCCCUCAGGGGACGGACUACAUGGACGACGGCUAUGCCAUUGUGCUUUCGCAAUCUCCUUCGACGUCAAAGAUCAUAUCCCUUCACUCCCAGAGACUUGCCAUCUUCAACUCUAGGUGUGAUUGGAAAUGCCGUUGGGGUUGCAGGAAGAAGCAUGCUCUUGAGACUCUUCACCAUGAUGAUUUAUGAGAAGUAAAUAUAAGAGAUCAAGUUUCAAGUUGGUUGGAGAAGUUCUUAUUAUACCAGUUUGUAUCUGUUUCUAUGUGCAAAAAUGCUUGUUAAUGGCUUAAAUUUUGAAAAAAAAAAAAUUUGAGGAAUGAUGUAUGAAGAUAUUUGCAGAUGUGAACAAUCUCUGUUACAACCGAACCAAGUGACAAUUUAUAUCGUAUUCAUAUC